AUGGCAAACGGACAAAAGAGCCCCAGGUGGGCAUUAACCCAGGGCUCCUUCAGCUUGGCACUGGGCCUGUCGCCCUUCUCCCUCCUCCUCCUCCUCCUCCUCACCGUCUCGGCUGCAGACGAGUACGACUACUACAGCUGGCAGUCGGACAACUUCCACAACGGCCGCUUCUACACUAAGCAGCCCCAGUGUGUGGAGAUACCAGCUGACCUGCGCCUGUGCCACAAUGUGGGCUACAAGAAGAUGAGGCUGCCCAACCUCCUGGAUCACGAGACCAUGCCAGAAGUGAAGCAGCAGGCAGGCAGCUGGGUGCCCCUCCUGGCCAAACGGUGCCAUGCUGAUACCCAGGUCUUCCUGUGCUCUCUGUUUGCACCGGUGUGCCUGGACAGGCCCAUCUAUCCCUGCCGCUCGCUUUGUGAGGCCGUGAGGGACAGUUGUGCUCCGGUGAUGGAGACCUAUGGCUUCCCCUGGCCUGAGAUGCUGACCUGCGAUAAAUUCCCCAUUGAUAACGACCUUUGCAUCCCCAUGCAGUUCACUGGGAACCAAGCGACCCAGCCACCAGUGUCGAAGGUGUGCCCUCCGUGUGACAAUGAGCUGAAAGCAGACAACAUCAUGGAGCAUUACUGUGCCAGUGACUUUGCCCUGAAGAUGAAAAUCAAGGAGGUGAAGAAGGAGAAGGGUGACAGGAAGCUGAUAGCGGCACAGAAAAAGAAGAAAGUGUUGAAACAGGGCGUGCUCAGGAAGAAGGACCUGAAGAAGCUGACGCUGUACAUCAAGAAUGGCGCCAACUGCCCGUGCUCCCAGCUGGACAGCCUGGGCUCCAACUUCCUCAUCAUGGGUCGCAAAGUAGACCAGCAGCUGCUUCUUAUGUCCAUACAUAAGUGGGACAAGAAGAGCAAGGAGCUCAAGUUUGCCAUCAAGUACAUGAAAUCCCAUCAGUGUCCCACCUACCACACCGUCUUCCAGUGAUGCGGUUCACUGUGCUGUCCACAGAAUCCACCAUCACUCCUCACAUUCCACCCUGUUCCGUAUAGAUCCUAAUUUCUUGUUUCAAUUAUACAUCCUUGAACCCGAGAUCCCUGCAAAAUCUGUUACCAGUCCACUAUACAGUCCUAUGAAGAGUCGCAGGGUAGUCAAUACUUUUAUUUUCUCAGCUUUAACAUGAAUCAGGUAGCCAUGGAGGUCAUUCUGAUAUGUUUAUAUGAAUCAGACGUAUUAAUGUUUAAGAUGGGAAAAGCUGCACUCUCUGCCUUACACACAUGCCUGCCCAUAAGAGCUCCAAAGAAACCACUGAUUUUAUAACAGCGUGAUGUGAUUUUAAU
This is a messenger RNA of Scomber japonicus (chub mackerel), 1322 nucleotides long. RefSeq names its product secreted frizzled-related protein 5 (gene sfrp5). Gene Ontology annotation, biological process: canonical Wnt signaling pathway; negative regulation of canonical Wnt signaling pathway; non-canonical Wnt signaling pathway. The transcript is spliced from 3 exons. The record is from RefSeq and is a predicted model, not a curated record. The coding region runs from base 1 to 969 and encodes 322 amino acids. Lineage: Eukaryota; Metazoa; Chordata; Actinopteri; Scombriformes; Scombridae. Gene Ontology annotation, molecular function: Wnt-protein binding.